AUGGCGCCCAAGAAAGCCACCAAGUCCAAAGUCCCGGUGCAGCCCGUUCCUGAAAAGCGUGGCUAUGAAUUUUGCGGACCUAUAGGAGCCUUCGCAAUCGUCUUUGGACUUCCAGUUCUCGUCUACAUCUUUGCCUUCGUGUGUAAUGAUGUCACUGGAUGUCCUGCGCCCUCCCUUUUGAAUCCCUCGACGCUCUCACUCGACCAACUCAAGCGCGAAGUCGGAUGGCCCGAGGAAGGAUUAAAAGGACUCUUCGAUAUCAAUGUGACGCUGUGGACUCUCAGCUACUAUGCCUUCAGCCUCUUCAUGCAGAUAUUUCUUCCUGGCCAGGAGGCGGAGGGUGUUUUUUUGGCCUGUGGAGGGAGACACAAGUACAAGUUCAAUGCGUUCCCUUCCGCCCUUAUCAUUCUCUCGAGCUUGGCUGCGGGGACCUACAUGCAUGGAGCGGAUUUCGUGGUGUGGACCUUUUUGUGGGACAACUACAUCCAGGUCAUCUCGGCGAACCUUUUGAUUUCCUCAUCAAUUGCGCUGUUUGUAUACCUCAAGAGUUUCACCGUCCCUGAGCCUGGAAAGCUCAAUCCGGAACUCCGUGAGCUUGCUCCAGGUGGCCAUAGUGGAAACCCUCUCUAUGACUUUUUUAUCGGCCGUGAGCUCAACCCUCGUGUUCGCCUACCUAUCCCAUUUGUCAGUGAGGCAUCCCGUACCAUUGACAUCAAAGUAUUCAUGGAGAUGCGUCCUGGCUUGCUCGGAUGGACGAUCCUAAACCUGUCCAACGUGGCUCAUCAAUACAAGACCCAUGGCUAUGUGACGGAUUCGAUUAUUAUUGUCACUGUCUUCCAGGGUUUUUACAUUCUGGAUGCAUUAUACAUGGAGCCUGCUAUCAUGACCACAAUGGAUGUGAUUAUGGACGGGUUUGGCUUCAUGCUGUCCUUCGGUGAUGUGGUCUGGGUUCCUCAUAUCUACAGCAUUCAGAGCCGCUAUCUCUCGGUUUUCCCUCUUCAGUUGGGUUGGUCUGGCAUAACGCUCGUGCUAGGUGUCACUGCCAUUGGUUACUCGAUUUUUCGUGGUGCAAACAACCAAAAGAACCGCUUCCGGACGGACCCCAACGAUCCCCGUGUGAGACAUGUCAAAUACAUCGAGACUGCCGCUGGUUCAAAACUGAUGAUCUCCGGGUGGUGGGGCCUAGCCCGGCAUAUCAACUAUCUCGGCGACUGGGUCAUGGCAUGGGCGUACUGUCUGCCCACUGGUAUUGCGGGCUACGCUAUUAUUGAAAGCAUCAACCCGGCCAGUGGCGCUCUUGAGAAGCAAGCCGUGCAGACCUCAGAGAGUCGUGGCUGGGGUAUGGUUCUCACCUACUUUUACAUACUCUACUUCGGAAUUCUGUUGAUUCACCGUGAGCUGCGCGAUGAGGAGAAGUGCAAGAAGAAAUAUGGCGCUGAUUGGGCUCGCUACACCUCAAUCGUGCGGAGUCGUAUUAUCCCAGGUAUCUAUUAA
Molecule: messenger RNA, 1494 nt
Organism: Penicillium macrosclerotiorum
Lineage: Eukaryota; Fungi; Ascomycota; Eurotiomycetes; Eurotiales; Aspergillaceae
Gene: erg24B
Exons: 3
Coding region: 1-1494 (497 amino acids)
Biological process (GO): ergosterol biosynthetic process
Cellular component (GO): endoplasmic reticulum membrane
Molecular function (GO): Delta14-sterol reductase activity
Source: RefSeq, a predicted model, not a curated record